AUGCAUAUGAUCACAACCACCAUGAUUUUUAUGAUCCUUGGUGCUUCUAUUGUAAUGGCGAUAGCGUGUCUAAUGGACAUGAACGCACUGCUGGACCGCUUUCACAACUACAUCUUACCGCAUUUACGAGGCGAGGACCGCGUCUGCCAUUGCAACUGUGGAAGACACCAUGUGCAUUAUGUAAUUCCCUAUGAUGGGGACCAUUCAUUGGUGGACUCAUCUGAGAACUACUUUGUGAGUGACAGUGUGACCAAGCAGGAAAUGGACCUCAUGCUGGGGCUGCUGUUGGGCUUCUGUAUCAGCUGGUUGUUGCUGUGGCUGGAUGGAGCGUUACACUGUGCUGUAAGGGCCUGGAGAGCCAGUCGCUACUACGACACACCAUCCUGGUCCUGGCUCCCACAGUUCUGCAACUUGCGGGAUCUCCGUAGACGUACACAGUUACGACAGUUGGAGGACUCCAGUGGAAACAUGGUGCAUAUCAAGCAGAAGCUCUAUCAUAAUGGUCAUCCAAGCCCCCGUCACCUAUGACUCUGAACGGUAUCUCUAAAAUGCCCCGUUACCAAAUGCUGCCUCAGAGACCCUCUUCAACACUCCCACUAUGAGUGAAACCACAUUUUUGACUUUUUACAGCCACUCGAUGCAAUUCAUGUAUUUGGGAUAUGAGGAAAUAAAUCACUACUUUUGUCCGUGCACCGUAGGGUGGUGGGGGUGCAAGUAAGAUUAUGAGGGUCUUUUUUCUGUACAGGCACUGUCAUUUUUUUUAAAUCUAGGCAUGCACUUUUAAAUGGGUGGGGAAAAGAAAUCUGAGGAGUGUGUAAAUGGGCAUUGAAAUUGGGUUGUCACUCGGCUUUUCUUCUUUUUUUUUUUUUUUAAUUAAUUUAUUCAUUUUUGAUUGGAAUCUGUUGAUUUCUUGUGUGUAAGGGGCUGAUAAAAGGGUUGGGGAGUGCGCCAAGGUUUUGUGACAGCAUAGUUUACGGUUAUUGUUGAUGUACAUAGUUAUACAUACUGUUUUAUUUGACUUAAGUCCAUACAGGGUUAGGGGUUGUUAGAAAUGAGCUAUAAAUCAUGUGCCAAGAACAUAGAGUAACUGAGAGUAAAAAAUAAAAAGUCUAAAAGCAGAAGUGUGAUGAGUUAUUUGACUGGAGUAAAACAGAUCUCUGUAAAAUAAUGACUGACCAGCUUUGUUACUUAGUGAAACAAAUGAAUGUAUUUCAUUUUAUCUGUAAAUAAAGGAGAGGAAGGGAAAUAAUGGGAGCUCUUUGUGUAUGUCCACUGACCAUGACUGGUUAAAUAACAGAGGGACUUUAGCAGGUACACAUCUUCGUUUUAAAUUACUCUUACUGUCAAACAAGAACACCAAGACUGACAACACAGAGAGCUCUGACCCACUUUCCCUUACUCUCCAUGUUCAGACAUUGCUGUUGUGAAGAUGAAAUGUCUGUUUUAUUAAAAGUGCCACAGAAGCACAAGUGGGUCCUGUU
Messenger RNA from Trichomycterus rosablanca, 1481 nucleotides. It is a transcript of the gene tmem240a, whose product is annotated as transmembrane protein 240a. The record is from RefSeq and is a predicted model, not a curated record. The coding region runs from base 1 to 528 and encodes 175 amino acids. Lineage: Eukaryota; Metazoa; Chordata; Actinopteri; Siluriformes; Trichomycteridae. The transcript is spliced from 4 exons.